AUGGCAGCCGGAUACGACUACGUGAUUGUGGGCGGAGGGACAGCUGGCUUAGUUGUAGCCGCCCGGCUCAGCGAAGAUGGUUCGAAAUCAGUCGCAGUUAUUGAGGCCGGUGCUAAUCGCAAGGGGGACCCGCGAAUCGACACGCCGGGGUUGUUGAAAACUUUGUAUGGGGAUCCAGACUAUGACUGGAACUACAUGACCGAACCACAGGCUGAGCUUAACGGGCGGCAAAUCGCAUGUCCUCGGGGUCGAGUCCUUGGAGGUUCAUCUGCGAUAAACUUCUCUGCAAUUUUGUAUCCCAGCAAGAGCGACUUCAACGAUUGGGCUAAACUUGCAUGCGAUAAUGGCUGGAAUGCUGAAAGCAUGGCACCUUACCUAAGGAAGUUCCAAACUUUUCGGCCAGCUUCUGAUGCGACCAAGAAACAACUCAUGCUGGAUGACUACAUGGAUGAUAGCAAUCAAGGAACAACCGGUCCCCUGAAUGUAACCAUCCCGGACGGCCAUACUCCGUUCAACGAAGCAUGGGUGCAGGGCUUUAAGGAUCUCGGAUUACACUCUCGUUCCGACCCAAUCGAAGGUGAAGCUCUUGGAUCUUUUACAAACCCGCUUUCGAUCCAUCCGGACAAGAAGACCAGAGAAUACUCAGCUUCAUCGUUUUUCACCGACGAGAUUGAGAAACGGCCGAACCUUCAUUUAUUGGCUGAGUCUGUUGUUGAGAAGAUCGAUUUUGCUGAUGACUCUCAACGCGCUACUGGAGUACAAAUUAUCCGCAAAGAUAAAUCGCGGGCUACUGUUCCUGUGAAUGGUGAGGUUAUUCUCGCAGCUGGAGCCAUCCAGUCACCUCAGCUUCUCGAGCUCUCAGGAAUCGGCAAUGAGCAAAUUCUGAAAAAACACGGCAUCAUGAUCAAAAUCGACAAUCCCGGAGUCGGAGAGAACCUACAAGAUCACUGCUUGUCGUCUAUCAGUUAUGAGAUUGCAGACGACCAACUCUCCGCAGACAACGUUCAACGUGACCCAGCACUCUUGCAGGCCGUUCUCCAGAUGUAUCAAGAAUCCAAAAGCGGCCCAAUGGCGGGUGCCACGCUAAGUAUUGCCUACCUUCCACCAGUGGACAAAGGCGGAAAACUUGACAGCGCGGAGCUUCAGAAGCUGGUCGAAGAAAACCUCGAUCAGAUUGCAACCUAUCGAGAUUUUCCGUCGAAGGAGAAGCAGUACAAGCUGUUACGAGGCAGGUUGCUGGAUCCGCAAGCAUCAUCAGUUGAAAUUUUCUGCUUGCCGAUGCAGCUCAAUACUGACACCAACGUAAACACGAUGAAGCACUUCUUCGGCGGCAAGGAACCUGGGAACUACAUUACAAUUGUUGCCAUGCUGAACCAUCCUUUCUCUCGCGGAAACGUACACAUCACUUCUGCUGAUCCUCAUACGGCUCCGGCUAUUGAUCCUCGAUACCUAUCGCAUCCAUUGGACGUUGAGUUACAAGCUCGUCACACUCAGUACCUCGAGCGACUGGUGGAAACGCCGACCAUGCAACGCGUACUGAAGAAGGAUGGCAGACGCAUUCCCAGCGCAGAUACCAGUGAUCUAGACGUGGCGAGGCAAGUUGCUAGGGAUCGAGCAUUUACUUCCUUUCACCCCACUGGAACCUGUGCAAUGAUGCCUCGCGAGCUUGGAGGUGUCGUCGACAGUCGGCUCAUGGUCUACGGCACUUCGAACGUAAGAGUUGUCGACGCAAGCAUCUUCCCGCUUGAAACACUCGGAAAUAUUCAAGCCACGGUAUAUACUGUGGCAGAAAAGGCAGCGGACAUCAUAAAGGAAGAUGCGAUGAAGAGAUAA
Molecule: messenger RNA, 1833 nt
Organism: Aplosporella prunicola CBS 121167
Lineage: Eukaryota; Fungi; Ascomycota; Dothideomycetes; Botryosphaeriales; Aplosporellaceae
Product: GMC oxidoreductase
Exons: 2
Coding region: 1-1833 (610 amino acids)
Molecular function (GO): oxidoreductase activity, acting on CH-OH group of donors; flavin adenine dinucleotide binding
Source: RefSeq, a predicted model, not a curated record